GCCACCAAAAGUUUGUUGUUGAGGACAGGCCACACGCUUCGCCUUCACAAAUAUCUCUUCAGAGUUUAGAGUGUUCCCCAUUAGCCUCUUCAAAAUUGGGCUCUAAAAAUGCUAUAUUUUCUCGUGGUUUCUCUUUUCUGUCCAUGCUUUAUGGUGGAAAUUUAUUUGCUUUACAAAACCAGAACUUCAUAUUCUUUUUCUUGAGUCAAAAGACCCGUUUUUGGAUUUAAGUUCCUGGGUUUGGAAUUCGCUAAAUUUUUUCACAACCGGAUUGUUAUUUCAGAAAAUUUGAGGUGACCCAGUUGGGAUUUUGCAGAUAUAUUACUGACCCAGAUUGAGAUUUCAUGGACACUUUACUCAAAACACAUAAUAAGCUUGAAUUCUUGCACCCACUACGUGGGUUUUCGGAGAAAGUUGGCAAUUCAAACCCAUCCAGGCUUCAGGAACUUAGAUUUGGACUAAAGAAGCCAAACCCGAAAUGGGGUAGGACUGCUUGUGUUAAGGUUAGUAGUAGUGCUCUUCUGGAGCUUGUGCCUGAAACCAAGAAGGAGAAUCUAGAUUUUGAGCUUCCCUUGUAUGACCCGUCAAAGGGUCUUGUGGUGGACCUUGCAGUUGUGGGAGGCGGUCCGGCGGGGCUCGCGGUGGCGCAGCAGGUCUCCGACGCAGGGCUUUCGGUGUGUUUGAUUGACCCGUCUCCAAAAGUAAUUUGGCCCAAUAAUUAUGGUGUUUGGGUGGAUGAAUUUGAGGCCAUGGAUUUGCUUGAUUGCCUUGACACCACCUGGUCUGGUGCUGUUGUGUUCAUAGAUGAAAAAUCUAAAAAGGAUUUAGGUAGGCCUUAUGGGAGGGUUAACAGGAAGCAGCUGAAGUCGAAAGUGAUGCAAAAGUGCAUAUCAAAUGGUGUUAAGUUUCACCAGGCUAAAGUUAUUAAGGUUAUUCAUGAGGAGGCUAAGUCACUUUUGAUCUGCAAUGAUGGUGUCACUAUUCAGGCUACUGUGGUUCUUGAUGCGACUGGCUUUUCAAGAUGCCACGUGCAGUAUGAUGAGCCCUAUAAUCCAGGUUACCAAGUGGCUUAUGGGAUUUUGGCCGAAGUUGACGAACACCCGUUUGAUGUAGAUAAAAUGGUAUUCAUGGACUGGAGAGAUUCCCAUCUCAACAAUAAUAAGGAGAUAAAAGAAAGGAACAGUAGGAUUCCUACUUUUCUAUAUGCAAUGCCCUUUUCGUCCAAUAGGAUAUUUCUUGAAGAAACGUCUUUAGUAGCUCGGCCUGGAUUAGCCAUGAAGGAUAUUCAGGAAAGGAUGGUUGCUAGGUUAAGACACUUGGGCAUAAAUGUCAAGAGCAUUGAAGAGGAUGAACAUUGUGUCAUUCCAAUGGGCGGGCCUCUUCCGGUGCUUCCUCAAAGAGUUGUUGGAAUUGGUGGUACAGCAGGGAUGGUGCACCCUUCAACUGGUUAUAUGGUGGCGAGAACUUUGGCGGCAGCACCUAUUGUUGCUAAUUCCAUAGUUCAGUAUUUAGGCUCAAAUGGAAGCCUUUCGGGACAUGAAUUAUCUGCAGAAGUUUGGAAAGAUCUAUGGCCCAUACAGAGGAGGAGACAAAGGGAGUUCUUCUGUUUCGGUAUGGAUAUUCUGCUUAAGCUUGAUUUGCAAGGCACUCGAAGAUUUUUUGAUGCGUUUUUUGAUCUAGAGCCCCAUUAUUGGCACGGGUUCUUGUCAUCUCGACUCUUCCUCCCUGAACUUAUACUUUUUGGGCUUUCAUUGUUUUCUCAUGCCUCCAAUACUUGUAGAGUAGAGAUCAUGGCAAAGGGAACUCUUCCUUUGGCAAAAAUGAUCAACAAUUUGAUACAGGAUAGAGAUUAGGUUGGAUAUGAUAUCUAAUUUGAUGUAUGCUGAAUGUGUCAAUUAUCUGCAAUUUGGGAUUCAAGUUACUGUUGCUUAAAAGGCUGGGAAUCAGCUGUAAUGCAUUUAUAUUGUAUUAUAUGAAAUCCUGUGGUUAAUAGAAAUUCCUUUUUGGGUGAAACUGUUUUAGAGUGUCGCAAUUUUUUUUUGCAUAAUGUUGCUGCAUCUUCCA
This is a messenger RNA of Morus notabilis, 2064 nucleotides long. RefSeq names its product lycopene beta cyclase, chloroplastic/chromoplastic. The record is from RefSeq and is a predicted model, not a curated record. Gene Ontology annotation, biological process: carotenoid biosynthetic process. Bases 345 to 1853 code for a protein of 502 amino acids. Lineage: Eukaryota; Viridiplantae; Streptophyta; Magnoliopsida; Rosales; Moraceae. The transcript is spliced from 2 exons. Gene Ontology annotation, molecular function: oxidoreductase activity, acting on paired donors, with incorporation or reduction of molecular oxygen.